UGGUUACAUAGAUCAUGUAUAAACAUGUCUUAAUAAACUUCCUGGUACAAACAAAAUUUUGGGAAAAUGACAGAGAAGAAUUAAAGUAGAGUAGAAAACUAUACAGAUGAAGUGAUAUUUACCUAAAAUCAAGAGGUCAUGGCAUCCAGUAAACCUAGCCAAGCUAUCAAAACAGAAUGUGACAAACAUGGUCAACAGCUCAACUUGUACUGCCCCGGUCAUUUAAUGCCUUGCUGUGAUAAAUGUAUUUCCACUAGUCAUUCAAAAUGUACUGGAAUACAAAGUUUAUCAAGUGUAGUGGAGAAAACCAAGAUUGAAAAAUCAAAGGAAUCUGUAGAGAAGGACAUAAAUUCUAUUUUAUCUUUUUUGGAAACAUUAAUCAACAAGAAAUCCAAAAACAUAAAAUCAGGAGAAAAUCAAAUUGGUAGCAUUAAGAAAUCAAUUAAAGGAAUUAGACAAGAAAUAAACAAACAUUUAGACCACCUGGAGAAAAAGUUAUGCCAAGAAACAGAUAUUAUUUGGAAUCAGGAAAAAUCAAAAACAACUGAUUUCAUUUCUGAAAUUGAAGGUGAAAAGAAAACCUUGAAAGAAAUCAACGAACAUUUACAACCAGUCAUAACAAAUACUUCUAAACUACAAUCCUUUCUAGGCGUACAUCAGAUUGAACAACAAGUACAUCAAUGUCAAAGAUAUGUUGAAGAUCUGGAAAAAGAUGAAAGAGUCAAAGAAUUUGACAUCAAAAUGAAGCAAAAUGGUGACAUAGAAAAAAUACUAACUAAAUUAGGAUCAUUAAAAUCCUUAGGAGAAGUCAUUGUUAUAAAGACAGAAGUAGCCAUGAAUAGAGAAACAAGUGUAAAGAGGAAAGCACAAGUAGAAUCACAAGAACAAUCCAACAUAAACAACAUGACCAUGAAUAUUGAGACAAAGAUAGAGAUCAACAUGGAGAAGGUGAUUAAUGAAAUGAUUUGUCUGAUGGAUGGAAGAGUUAUAGUAGUGGAACGGUAUAGUAAUGUUUACCUACUUACUUCUGAUGGCAAACUACAGAAACAACUACCUAUACCUGGUGAACCCUGGAGUGUUACACAGAUCAAUCAGGAUACUAUAGCCAUAACUUAUCCUGGUGAGAAAGCCAUUGAGAUCUUCAAUAUGGAGAAUGAAACAGUUACCAAAGUUAUCAAAUUAGACAAAGGAUGCAGGGGUUUAUCAUUCUACAAUAAUUCUCUGGCUGUAGGUUUGUAUCCUGAUGAAAUCCGUAUUAUAGACUUGGAAGGAAAUACACUGAAGUCAAUACAAGUUGAGAGUAAAUCAUACCUGAAUCACCUUGUUUACCGUAAUGACAGAGUAAUCUAUAGUGACUAUAUAGGUAAAGCAGUAUACUGUGUGGAUGGAUCAGGUAAACAGAUCUGGCAAUAUACACAGGAUUUAUCACGACCACUAGGACUUUGUACAGAUACUUAUGGUAACAUUAUUGUAGCAGACUAUGGAUCUAAUAGAAUAAUAGUAAUAUCAAAAGAUGGACAGAAUAGUAAAGUACUGAUUAGUAAAGAGGACGGACUGGAGAAUCCAAAGUGUAUUUGUUUUAAACAUAAUGAGUCUUCAGGUUUUAUUUGUGAUUACAAUAGCACAUACUUGACAAAAUUUAAUUUAUCUACAGGAUGACAUACACACUAAGGAAUCAUAUUAUAUUAUCUGAUUAGGAAACUUUGUCAGAAAUAUACAAAUAUAUUGGUAACAAGUGGUAAUAUUUGGUGUGAAGUUUUAAUGUAGGAGAAAUGGUAGGCAAGUGUAUAAAUGUAUGUUUUUAAACACUUUAUAAAUUUCAUUCCUCUGAAGCACUUUUCUGAAUUUACCAUCAUCAGGAAUGCUCAAAGCUGAAUAUUUGAAAGCCAAGGAUGUAUAUUAAAGAACCAAAACAGUUUUGGAUAACUAUCUAAUUAAUGUUUUUAUUGUGUUGUUGGGUUACUGACUAUCUAAUGUCCACAUCACAUAUCAUAAUUUUUCCUAAGUGUUGAUAGCGGUGUAAAGUUUGAAUGUGAGAGGAAAUGAAGGCAAGCAUUUAAAUGUAUAUUUUUAUUGCAAUUUAGGGUAACUGUGUAAAUAAUGUUCAAUUCAAAUAUCCUUAUAUUCCAAUGUGUAGAUAUUUUGUGUGAAGUUUAAAUGCAGAGAGGAAAUGUAGGCAAGUGUAUAGAUGCAUGUUUUUAUUGUGUCCUUAGGUACCCGGUAAUUGUCUAAUUAAUGUUCAUAUUCAUAUCUUAUAUUCCUAAGUGUUGAUAUUGGUUUGGAGUUUGAAUGUGGGGGUAAAUGUAUGCAGGUGUGAAGAUGUGUGUUUUCAUUGUGUUGCUGGACUAUUUAUUCCUAAGUGGUGAUAUCUGUUGUGAAGUUUGAAUGUGAGAAGUAAUGAAAGCAUGUGUAUGGAGCUAUCUUUUUAUUGUGUUGUUUGGUUACUGUCUAAUUAAUGUUCGCAUCACAUAUCCUUAUAUACCUAAGUGGUGAUAUUUGGUGUGAAGUUUGAAUGUGAGAGGUAAUGUACCAGUAGGGAAGUUUGUAGAUGUAUGUGUUUAUUGUGUUGUUGGGUUACUGUCUAAUUAAUAUUUACAUUACUUAUCCUUAUAUUUCUAAGUUGAGAUAUUGGUUUGGAGUUUGAAUGUGAGAGGAAAAGUAGGCAAGUGUAUAGAUGUAUGUUUUAUUGUGUUGUUGGGUUACUGUCUAAUUAAUAUUCACAUCACAAAUCCUUAUAUUCCUAAGUGAUGAUAUUGGUUUAGUGUUUGAAUGUGAGAGAAAUGUAGGCAAGUGAAUAGAUGUUUGUGUUUUUAGUAUGGUCAAGUUAGCUAAUGUUCAAUCACAUAUCUUUAUACAUUGUACUUCUGAUUGAAGAAAUAUCUAGAAUUAUAGAUUUAAUAAGAUACUUUUUUAAAUAAUUAUUUAUGGAAAAAGGACAAUCUUUAUAAAAAAAUCAAAUAUGUAUUUACGAUAAUUUUUUAAACUUAAACCUUCAGCUCUAUAUAUAUAGGGCAUAAGAAAUAAUCAUAAAAAUAUUUAUGGAAAACUUGAAAGAGAAAAUGUAUUUAUUAUAGUAUCAGUAAAAAUAAAUAUGAUAGUUACUCAUCAUCCCCAUAUUAAACUUUAGGUGCACUAUCUAAUCAUAUCCCCUUAUUAAACUUUAGGUGCACUAUCUAAUCAUAUCCCAUUAUUAAACUUUAGGUGCACUAUCUAAUCAUAUUCCCAUAUUAAACUUUAGGUACACUAUCUAAUCAUAUCCCCAUAUUAAACUUUAGGUGCACUUUCUAAUCAUAUUCCCUUAUUAAACUUUAGGUGCACUUUCUAAUCAUAUUCCCUUAUUAAAUUUUAGGUGCACUUUCUAAUCAUAUUCCCUUAUUAAACUUUAGGUACACUAUCUAAUCAUAUCCCCAUAUUAAACUUUAGGUGCACUUUCUAAUCAUAUUCCCUUAUAAAACUUUAGGUGCACUUUCUAAUCAUAUUCCCUUAUUAAACUUUAGGUGCACUAUCUAAUCAAAUCCCCUAAUUAAACUUUAGGCGCAUUAUCUAAUCAUAUUCCCUUAUUAAACUUUAGGUGCACUAUCUAAUCAUAUUCCCUUAUUAAACUUUAGGUGCACUAUCUAAUCAUAUUCCCGUAUUAAACUUUAGGUGCACUUUCUAAUCAUAUUCCCUUAUUAAACUUUAGAUGCACUAUCUAAUCAUAUUCCCUUAUUAAACUUUAGGUGCACUAUCUAAUCAUAUUCCCUUAUUAAACUUUAGGUGCACUAUCUAAUCAUAUUCCCGUAUUAAACUUUAGGUGCACUUUCUAAUCAUAUUCCCUUAUUAAACUUUAGAUGCACUAUCUAAUCAUAUUCCCUUAUUAAACUUUAGGUGCACUAUCUAAUCAUAUUCCCUUAUUAAACUUUAGGUGCACUAUCUAAUCAUAUUCCCUUAUUAAACUUUAGGUGCACUAUCUAAUCAUAUUCCCUUAUGAAACUUUAGGUGCACUAUUUAAUCAUAUCCCCUUAUUAAACUUUAGGUGCACUACCUAAUCAUAUAUCAAACUUUAGGUGCUCUAGGCUUUCUUCUCUGAUUUCUUUGAAACUAGGAAGUUGUCUCUUUUUAAACAUUAAAUUAAAGAAUGAUCAAGAUCAAUAUAUACCAUAUUUGUAUUGAUCUAUUCACAAACCAAAAAAUUACAAACAAAAUAAAUUUUGGAGCACUUUUGCUUUAUGUUAAUAUAGCAUAAGGGAGCUACCAUUUGAUUUUUAUAUUGGGUGGGGGGGGGGGGGGGGGGG
Messenger RNA from Mytilus californianus (California mussel), 4274 nucleotides. RefSeq lists its product as uncharacterized. Gene Ontology annotation, biological process: protein polyubiquitination; proteasome-mediated ubiquitin-dependent protein catabolic process; negative regulation of translation. Gene Ontology annotation, molecular function: protein binding; ubiquitin protein ligase activity; translation repressor activity. The coding region runs from base 139 to 1659 and encodes 506 amino acids. The record is from RefSeq and is a predicted model, not a curated record. Lineage: Eukaryota; Metazoa; Mollusca; Bivalvia; Mytilida; Mytilidae. The transcript is spliced from 7 exons.